Messenger RNA from Podospora pseudocomata, 1074 nucleotides. RefSeq lists its product as uncharacterized. Bases 520 to 1074 code for a protein of 184 amino acids. The transcript is spliced from 2 exons. NCBI's taxonomy places the organism in Eukaryota, Fungi, Ascomycota, Sordariomycetes, Sordariales, Podosporaceae. The record is from RefSeq and is a predicted model, not a curated record.
AUUGUUUUGCUCUACCUUGAUAUUCUUCCACCGGAGCAAAACCAGGCAGAAAACUUCAACCUUCACCUGAUUCACGAAGUCACAAGGCCAAGUACGGCUUGAUUAGAACCUACUUUUUGAGGCGCAACUCUGCCAGUUUCACUCGCUUGCCCUUUUGUCCCCCUCCAUCACUUCUCCAUCAACUGUCUGCCCACUUUCGCGACCUUCAUCCCCAACAUCAACCGUUCGCUUGGCGACCAAAGCGACCACUUUUCGCAACCUCCUCGUUAGCAAAGCUAUUUCUGAACAGCGCAUCACGACAGUCCAAUACUUCUUGUCUCUGUCUUGCAGCCUCUUCGCGCGACAAUCCGUCUCAAGCAACUUGAACCAUCUUAUCUAGCGCGCAAACCUCAUCGAGAACCUCGCCAGCACAAGUCGCAACUCGCAACUCGCAACGGUCAAGCACGCAUCUGCGGUUCACCUUUCAAGGAUCAUUCAAGAAUCGCUCAAACUACCUCCCCCAUCAAUCAAGCACGCACAAUGACUUACGUCGACGAUACCAACACUCGGCAAGCCGCUGAUGCUGCUUCAAAGUUCGUCAACUGGUACUACAGCCAAAUCAAUGAGGGAAAGGGCGUCAGCCAGUCCUACGUGACCAACAAUGACACCUACAAGAACGCCGGCCACCCCCCUGCCGACAUCUGUGUCAACGGCCUAGUCUGCCCCACCCCAGAAGACUGGGAGAAGAUUCUUGCCCAGCAGCGCGAAGCCCCCAAAGCCACCAACGACAAGAAACACGUCAGCUACGUCGUCGACACCUUUGAUGCGCACGUCAUCAACGCCGAUUACCGCUUUGGCGCCACUCAGAACCUGAUCGAUAUUCACGGGCCUAACGACGGCGUGAGGAUGAUGAUCAUGGUCAAUGUCUCUGGUACGGUCUACUUCGGAGUCAGCAAGAGGAGCAACGAGGAGUACUCGGUCAAGCAGCAUUUCAACGAUGUGUUUAUUCUGGUGCCGAACUGGGAUUCGCUGGCCAAGCAGUCGAAGUAUGGGAAGAGGUUUCUGAUUGCUAGCCAGACGUACAGGGCUUACUAG